AUGGCCAAAAUACCCACCACCCAAGUCUUCCAAAAGGGCUCCGUCUGGAUGUACUCCCCUUCCCUGCCGCCUGCCAUCCUCUUUCUGAUCCUCUAUUUCUUCGCCUGUCUCUACAUCACCUACCUCACCUUUCACCGGUACAAGACCUGGUACAUGACCGUCUUCCCUCUUGGUGCUUUGCUGGAAGUGGCAGGCUACGCGAUGAGGAUAUACUCGGUCAAGAACCAGGGGAACAUUGCCGCCUUCAUAGCAACCCUCACCCUCCACGUCCUCGCCCCCCUCCUCUUUGCCGCAGGGAACUACCUCCUCCUCGGCCGGCUGAUCUCCCACUCCCUCCCCACCCGGCACACCCUCCUCAAGAUCCCCACCCGCUUCAUAACCCGCCUCUUCGUCGGGUUCGACAUCCUCGCCGCUGCGAUCCAGGGGUCUGGGACCUCCAUCGCCGCGUCGGCGAACUGGACUGGACUGAAGGCAUUAUCGGGAGUUGACGUGCUUGUUGCUGGGCUGGCAGUGCAGGUUGCGGGAGUGGGGGUUUUUCUUUUGGUUCUGGGGAGGUUUACUUUUCUGGUGAAACAGCUGGGGAGCAAGGGGGGAGGUUGGGGGGGGUUGCUGGUGGCGGUUUGGGUGUCGAGUGGGUUGAUUUUCGUGAGUACUUCAACUGACUGGAGAUGUUGGUUGGGGAAAGGGAGGGAGGGUGCUAAUCAUGGAUAA
Messenger RNA from Podospora bellae-mahoneyi, 711 nucleotides. RefSeq lists its product as uncharacterized. The transcript is spliced from 2 exons. Lineage: Eukaryota; Fungi; Ascomycota; Sordariomycetes; Sordariales; Podosporaceae. Bases 1 to 711 code for a protein of 236 amino acids. The record is from RefSeq and is a predicted model, not a curated record. Gene Ontology annotation, cellular component: membrane.